AUGGCGCCGCGCCCCGCCGCCUCCGUCUUCGUCGUCGGCGCCGUGGUGGCCCUGCUCCUGCUCCCUCCUCCCGCGGCGGCGGCGCCCGUGGGGGUGAACUGGGGCACGAUGAUGUCGCACCCCAUCCACCCGUCCGCGGUGGUCGAGAUGCUGCGCGCCAACGGGGUCGACCGGGUGAAGCUCUUCGACGCCGACCCCUGGACGGUCGCCGCGCUCGCCGGGUCGGGCGUCCAGGCCAUGCUCGCCGCGCCCAACGACCAGCUCGCCUCCCUCGCCCGAGACCCGCGCCGCGCGCGCGACUGGGUCCGCCACAACGUCACGGCCAACAUCAACGCCGGCGUCGACGUCAGGUAUGUGGCUGUUGGCAAUGAACCUUUUCUGAAGAGCUAUAAUGGCAGCUUCAUCAACAUUACCUUUCCAGCACUCAAGAACAUGCAGAGGGCUCUAGAUGAGGCUGGCUUUGGCCAACGGAUCAAGGUAGUUGUGCCACUGAAUGCUGAUAUCUACAGCUCCCCUGAGAACAAACCAGUGCCAUCUGCUGGGAGUUUCCGCAAGGAUAUCAAUACCCUCAUGGUUGACAUUGUUAAUUAUCUCCAUGCAAACGAUGCGCCCUUUGUGGUUAACAUCUACCCAUUUCUCAGCCUAUAUCAGAAUCCCAACUUCCCGCUGAAUUUCUCCUUCUUUGAUGGUGCCACCAAGCCAGUGUAUGAUCAAGGAAUGGUCUACACCAAUGUGUUUGAUGCCAACUUCGAUACUCUUGUCUGGUCAUUAAGGAAAGCUGGUGUGCCCGACAUGAGAAUCAUUGUUGGUGAAGUUGGCUGGCCAACGGAUGGUGAUAAGAAUGCUAACAUCAAAUAUGCACAGAGGUUCUAUAAUGGUUUUCUGAGGAAGAUGGCCAAAAAUAUCGGCACACCUCUGAGACCUGGUCGUAUGGAAGUUUACCUGUUUGCAUUGAUUGAUGAGAACCAGAAGAGUGUCCUGCCUGGACGCUUUGAGCGUCACUGGGGACUAUUCACGUAUGAUGGAAAACCAAAGUUCUCUAUGGAUCUCAGUGGAAAUGGCAAGGGCAAUUUGGCUGAAGUGAAAGGGGUGCAGUACUUGCCAUCACAAUGGUGUGUAUUCAACAAGGAUACAAAGGAUAAGUACAAAGAUCUGCCGGCCUCUGUAAACUAUGCAUGCUCAAAUGCAGAUUGUACACCACUGGGGUAUGGGGCCUCAUGCAAUGGUCUCAGCCAUGAUGGAAACAUAUCAUAUGCAUUCAACAUCUAUUUCCAGACAAUGGAUCAGGAUGUCAGGGCUUGUUCUUUUGGAGGCCUUGCAAUGAUCACAACAACAAAUGCUUCACAAGGAGGGUGCUUGUUUCCAGUACAGAUUCUGAGUGCUUCAGGAAGAGUGGUGCCACUGAUAUUUUGGCCUAUAACCUUGGUUAUGCUAGUCUCUGUGAUCAAUCUACUGUAG
Messenger RNA from Miscanthus lutarioriparius, 1458 nucleotides. Lineage: Eukaryota; Viridiplantae; Streptophyta; Magnoliopsida; Poales; Poaceae. The record is from the annotation of a GenBank genome assembly.